CUCAGGCUCAGCCGACGAACGAAAGUCUUGAAUGCAAAUGGAAACAGUACAAUCACCACCUCCAACCUCUCCGCUGCCUCCAUCAGCGGCGAGGCUGUGGAGGGUAGCCGCGCAGCGCAACCUUCGGAACCAGUGGUCACAGCUGGCCACUCUCCGGAAGGAUUGGUCCUCCCUCUCCUCCCGCGCUCUCUCCCACGCCAAUGAAGCCCUUAACUACCAUCUCCAUCAACAGUACAUGCCUCACAAGGCGUUAGGUGUUUUGACUGAUAUGCCCCUUAUCAGAAGUCGUGCUUCUAUCAAACUCCAUAACCGUCAGGUUCUUGCGACGCGCGAAUUAUUGGAAUCGUAUAAGGCCAUGGUGGAUAUUUUGAGGAAAAUGUUCGAGGCUAGCAGAUUGUUCAGAUGUUUUCUCAAAGGAUCAAUCAAUAGUCCGCUAUUGCAAUUUUCGGAACGUUCUGAACAGAAGGGUGACAGCAGUGACACUGGAGAUGGUGGUGGAAUUCCAGUAUAUACAUUUUUGUCAAUCUCUUCUCAUGAGAAGUAUACCGAGGAACUGGUUCAGAUGUUUAGCUUGGAACUGUGUAUGAAGCGGUUCCUUGUUCUCGAAUUUGUGUCACUUGGUUACGACACCUCACAAGUAAAGCAGUUGAGUUGGUCAACUGAGCUCUAUGCUGGUGAAUUCAAACAUUUGAGUGACUGCAAUCUUUACUGUGAGGAGACACAUGGUCCAGUUCUACCAAGGUCACGAGAUGGGAAAUCUGACAUGUUUGCUUUAACAUUUGACAACCAACUCUCCAGUGAUGUCUUAGAGGUUUAUUUAACUACAUGGCGUGCAGAGCUGAACAUUGACAUUUUCAGGGUGAACGAGAUAUUUGAGAUUGUUGGGGAGGAAAUACAUAUCAAAUUAUGUUAGGCUGUGUUCUGGAAAAGACUAACUAUAAAAAGCUCCCAUGGAUGGUAAGUGAAGUCUCAGCACUAUAUGAUGCAUAUUUAUUUUUUGCUCACGCUUAUUGAUUGGACCUUUGGGCAUUCAAAUCGUGGAAUCAGCCAUUAAUGCAUUUAUCAGGUAGGCUGUCUACGCUGCACCCUCUGGGUGCUGCCCUUCCCCGGAUCUUGUUUAAUGCUGGAUGCUUGUGCACCAAACUGUCUAUUUUUUCUCUUUUUCUUUUUAGCAGCCACCAUUCCUAUAUGAUUGUAUUAUGGUGAUAUUAUCUCCAUUACCGUUUUAAUUUUAUGACUGUAUUAUAGGAUAAGAUAGGAAAAUAUUGUACAUAUCUUGGCGUCCAUACAAAAUGAAAAGUUAAAAUUUCAUAACAUGCUUUCUGGUCAAAGAGGAGGAAUUUAUAUAGGACUUGGAGUGGUUU
Molecule: messenger RNA, 1364 nt
Organism: Arachis stenosperma
Lineage: Eukaryota; Viridiplantae; Streptophyta; Magnoliopsida; Fabales; Fabaceae
Exons: 8
Coding region: 32-913 (293 amino acids)
Source: RefSeq, a predicted model, not a curated record